Molecule: messenger RNA, 1290 nt
Organism: Haliotis rubra (blacklip abalone)
Lineage: Eukaryota; Metazoa; Mollusca; Gastropoda; Lepetellida; Haliotidae
Exons: 1
Coding region: 1-1290 (429 amino acids)
Source: RefSeq, a predicted model, not a curated record
AUGAAAGAAGGUUGUCCACAGAUCAGGUGUAUUAACAAGGUGGAACACGGUGUCCCCAUGAAAGAUGGUUGUCCACAGAUCAGGUGUAUUAACAAGGUGGAACACGGUGUCCCCAUGAAAGAAGGUUGUCCACAGAUCAGGUGUAUUAACAAGGUGGAACUUGGUGUCCCCAAGAAAGAUGGUUGUCCACAGAUCAGGUGUAUUAACAAGGUGGAACACGGUGUCCCCAUGAAAGAAGGUUGUCAACAGAUCAGUUGUAUUAACAAGGUGGAACACGGUGUCCCCAUGAAAGAAGGUUGUCAACAGAUCAGGUGUAUUAACAAGGUGGAACACGGUGUCCCCAUGAAAGAUGGUUGUCCACAGAUCAGGUGUAUUAACAAGGUGGAACACGGUGUCCCCAUGAAAGAUGGUUGUUCACAGAUCAGGUGUAUUAACAAGGUGGAACACGGUGUCCCCAUGAAAGAAGGUUGUCCACAGAUCAGGUGUAUUAACAAGGUGGAACUUGGUGUCCCCAAGAAAGAUGGUUGUCCACAGAUCAGGUGUAUUAACAAGGUGGAACUUGGUGUCCCCAAGAAAGAAGGUUGUCAACAGAUCAGGUGUAUUAACAAGGUGGAACACGGUGUCCCCAUGAAAGAAGGUUGUCCACAGAUCAUGUGUAUUAACAAGGUGGAACACGGUGUCCCCAUGAAAGAAGGUUGUCAACAGAUCAGGUGUAUUAACAAGGUGGAACUUGGUGUCCCCAAGAAAGAUGGUUGUUCACAGAUCAGGUGUAUUAACAAGGUGGAACACGGUGUCCCCAUGAAAGAAGGUUGUCCACAGAUCAGGUGUAUUAACAAGGUGGAACUUGGUGUCCCCAAGAAAGAUGGUUGUCCACAGAUCAGGUGUAUUAACAAGGUGGAACUUGGUGUCCCCAAGAAAGAAGGUUGUCAACAGAUCAGGUGUAUUAACAAGGUGGAACACGGUGUCCCCAUGAAAGAAGGUUGUCCACAGAUCAGGUGUAUUAACAAGGUGGAACACGGUGUCCCCAUGAAAGAAGGUUGCCCACAGGUCAGGUGUAUUAACAAGGUGGAACUUGGUGUCCCCAAGAAAGAUGGUUGUCCACAGAUCAGGUGUAUUAACAACGAAGUGGAACACGGUGUCCCCAUGAAAGAAGGCUGUCCACAGAUCAGGUGUAUUAACAAGGUGGAACUUGGUGUCCCCAUGAAAGAAGCUUGUCCCCAGAUUUUGUGUAUGAACAACAAGGAGGACCUUGGCGUCCCCAACAAGGAAGGUCGUCCAGAUGUAUUAUAA